This is a messenger RNA of Plasmodium vinckei vinckei, 780 nucleotides long. RefSeq names its product fam-a protein. The transcript is spliced from 6 exons. The coding region runs from base 1 to 780 and encodes 259 amino acids. The record is from RefSeq and is a predicted model, not a curated record. NCBI's taxonomy places the organism in Eukaryota, Apicomplexa, Aconoidasida, Haemosporida, Plasmodiidae.
AUGAAUAAAUUUUAUAUUCAAAUUGUUUUUUUUCUUUUAAGUGUCUCAGUGUAUCUGAAUAAUGAAACCCUCGCAGCUGAGGCUGCUCCAGGAAAAGAUAAAAAAUCCAAAUCAAAAGUUCGUUAUUCUACUCCAGAAGAAAUAUAUAAACAAAACAAGGGUCUAUUAUGUACCAAUUCCAACGAAAUAACAAAUGCAGUCAAACUUAUGAAUGAAGCUGCAAGACAAUUAGAACAUCAUGCUACAUGUAAAGAUGGUUAUCAACCGUGUAAAUGGGGUUCAAAUUUGAAUAAUUAUAAUGCAAUAACAAACAUAUUAUGGGAUCCUGCUCUUGCAAAUAAGUUCAAUAAUAGCUCUGUUAAAAGAAAAAUUGACCGUGUCUACAACCCAAAUUUAGUGAUAAUACAGCAACGUUACAAAAGUUGGUUUGGGGGCCCUGAGAAAUAUUUUUAUGCUUUAGCUGCAAAGUUUGAUAUAUCAGAAAAAAAAACUAUAAUUGUCAUGACCUCAGUAAAUAUAAAUGAUCACAACCCUUCCGAGGACGAGUAUCAAAACAAAAUAAUAGAAAAUGCAAAUUUAUUCAAAACUGACAUUGAUUCUGAAAAUGAUAUUAGAAAAGGAAAAUUGAAAAAAACAUUUGUUAACAUAGCUGGAUACCUCAUUGAAAAAAAAGGCCCUUAUGUUGAUGUCACCUAUAUCGAAUCUAUUGAUGGGCAUACUUCCAAUUAUGAAGAUUUAAUUAAUGAAAGGUAUUUAAAUAAAUUUUUUUCAUUAAAAUAA